Dromiciops gliroides (monito del monte) is the source of this 987-nucleotide messenger RNA. RefSeq names its product ALX homeobox 1 (gene ALX1). The coding region runs from base 1 to 987 and encodes 328 amino acids. Gene Ontology annotation, molecular function: DNA-binding transcription activator activity, RNA polymerase II-specific; RNA polymerase II transcription regulatory region sequence-specific DNA binding. Gene Ontology annotation, biological process: negative regulation of DNA-templated transcription; positive regulation of transcription by RNA polymerase II; embryonic skeletal system morphogenesis. NCBI's taxonomy places the organism in Eukaryota, Metazoa, Chordata, Mammalia, Microbiotheria, Microbiotheriidae. The record is from RefSeq and is a predicted model, not a curated record. The transcript has 4 exons.
AUGAUUAUGGAUUUUCUGAGCGAGAAGUUUGCCCUGAAAAACCAGCCGAGUAAAAACAGUGACUUUUACAUGGGAGCAGGAGGCACUUUGGAGCACGUUAUGGAAACUUUAGACAAUGAGACCUUUUACAGCAAAACCUCCGCCAGCAAAUGUGUGCAGGCCUUCAAUCCUCUCCAAAGGGCAGAGCAUCAUGUGAGACUGGACAGGACAUCUCCCUGUCAGGAGAAUAAUGUGAACUAUGGGAUUACUAAAGUUGAAGGACAGCCUCUUCACACAGAGCUAAAUAGAGCCAUGGACAACUGUAACAACCUCAGAAUGUCUCCAGUCAAAGGGAUGCAGGAAAAGGGAGAAUUGGAUGAACUUGGUGAUAAAUGUGACAGCAACGUGUCCAGCAGCAAGAAGAGGAGACAUAGAACCACCUUUACCAGUUUGCAGCUGGAAGAACUGGAAAAAGUUUUCCAGAAAACACAUUAUCCUGAUGUGUAUGUCAGAGAACAGCUUGCUCUGAGGACAGAACUGACUGAAGCAAGAGUCCAGGUUUGGUUUCAAAAUCGAAGAGCGAAAUGGAGAAAAAGGGAACGUUAUGGCCAGAUACAACAAGCUAAAAGUCAUUUUGCUGCCACCUAUGAUAUAUCUGUCUUACCACGGACUGACAGCUACCCACAGAUUCAAAACAAUAUGUGGGCAGGAAAUGCAACCAGUGGCUCUGUGGUUACCUCCUGCAUGUUGCCACGUGAUACUUCUUCCUGCAUGACACCAUAUUCUCACUCGCCUCGGACAGAUUCCGGUUACACGGGGUUUUCAAACCACCAGAAUCAGUUUGGCCAUGUGCCACUCAACAAUUUUUUCACUGACUCUCUCCUCUCUGGGGCCACCAAUGGACAUGCAUUCGAAACAAAGCCAGAAUUUGAAAGGAGGUCUUCCAGUAUCGCAGUCCUUCGAAUGAAGGCCAAAGAGCACACUGCCAAUAUUUCAUGGGCCAUGUAA